Molecule: messenger RNA, 2109 nt
Organism: Emericellopsis atlantica
Lineage: Eukaryota; Fungi; Ascomycota; Sordariomycetes; Hypocreales; Bionectriaceae
Exons: 2
Coding region: 1-2109 (702 amino acids)
Source: RefSeq, a predicted model, not a curated record
AUGAAUUGGUCACAAUGGAUGCCCACUGCCGUUGAGGCUGAAGUAGCGGGCUGCGAAGACAAUUGGUUCCCUGUGCCGUUCAACGCUAAGUUGCAACGUCAGUAUGUUGAAUGGGUUGACAAAUCUUACACGAAGACAUCGACUCUGGAUUUCUCUGACGCGCAAGAGCUCUUGUCGACACCUCGGUGCACGGUAAAGGAGGUCACCCCGACACAGACAAGAGCCACUGUGCCUGAGUCGUCGGCAAAAAAGCCAUCUCCUUUGAAGAAUGUUUCAUCGGCUGAGGGAUCUUCAGACAAGGGUGCUGCCGUGGUAAAGACUCCUGCGAUGGACUGCCGCGAGUUCGUUGCCGCAGUUCUGGCCAAACACACGACGGACCCAGGCGCCCGUCUCACCAACAUGUUUCAGCAAUGCAUGGAAAGUCGGGAUGGGUCAGUUCCCAAGCAUCCGCUUCAGCGUCAAGAGAACGUGCAGAAGCAGUACACGCUUCGUGAAGGAGAGGGUGCAUAUAACAAGGUCCAAAACGUCAUUGAAAAGUUUGCCGAGUGUUCGGACAACGAGGUGACGCAGGUGUUGGAAUAUAUCAAGCUCAUCACUCUGGCUGUUUUGCCGGUUCAAAAAAGAGGGAACUUAGGCCGUUGGUUGCGCAAGAACAUGCGUCCUCACGGUGACCGACUAUCUGCCCUGGACGAAGCGCUUGAUGAGUGGGAGGACAAGGACGCCCUCCCGUCUUUCACAUACGUUGAGAAAACCUUACUAGCACCAGCCACAAUCGCUCAGCCAUUGGAUUUCGUCGCAGAGCAGCUUCUCAACGGCUGCUCGGACAAGGAGAAGGCUCAAAAAGCUGCCUACAUGACUUAUCUAAUGGCGGAGGUUCACUACAAGGAAACCAGAGAUUGGCAGGAAAAGACUCAGGGUCUGUUGAAGCGGAACAAAGAGCUCGAGACUCGUCUUUCGGAAGCUGAGGAAAGCCUCGUCAAGGCGAAGGUUCAGAUACCCCCCGACGCUCAGACGUUAUUGGACUUGGCCACGAAGAUAGAAAAUGACGGCAACAACAAGCUCAACAAGAUACUCCAGACUAUUGAACGCCUAUUCGCUUCUUCAUUGGCAAAAGACGUCGAAGCGGGCCUGGCUGGAGCGCGUGACGAUGACGCCGGGUUCGGAGCGAGAGCCAGUGCUCCUCCAACGGGUAGCGUACAGACACCCACAACGAUUCUUGGAGCUUUUGGCUCCAGAAGCGAGGCUCCUCGUGCGUUGCCUCUGUCUUCGCCAUUCUCGAUGCCUUCCAAUGAAAGCCUGUCCUUCCGAAAUGCGACAUUCGACACGGUGACUAGGAGAAUAUCGAACCCAACAUUGCCAAAGCUUCUCCCGGACUCCAAUGUUCCCAUACCCAACGCCGACAUCUUCUCUGGCAAGCGAAAGCCAGAUUCGGAGAUGACAGAGUCGGCAAAGCGUCACUGUAGCGACACGUUCUCCGUCCCGAAUCAACCAGUUGAGCUAGUUGACACUGAAGAGCAAGGAGGAGUCCGGCUGGAUAACGUCCCCAGCACGACGGAUCUCCAGCAGCACAAAUCGCUCUUCGGUAACCCAGCUAAAGAGGAAGAGGUCCUCAAAAUCGCUCAGACCGCCAAAAUAGGCGGCGACGACAGCAGAGACUACUCGGCCUUCUGCAAGAACGUUGGGAAGGACACGGACGGCGCGUCUCACCAUGUCGUCGACUCUGUACCGUUGAGAGAGUUCUGGGGCAUCCGAAUGGUGUAUCUCCUCAAGGUCCAGGACGAGCGAGUAGACGACGACGAGGUGUAUGAGCAGGCGCUGGAACUGACCGGCACGGAUAAGCUCCUGAAGUUCGUCAGCCUAAUGGCGAACCGCAUUGCGGCGAAGACAAUGGCUAGGAAUGCCGGCAUUCUCCCUUUCGGAUACACCGCACCAUUCGACACCUACUACACGAAGGUGCGCGAACGUAUUAUCAAAAGAUUAUCCACGCUUCCGGAGCAUCGCGAGCUCCCCAAUCUGAUGGGGGACCCAGCUGUAGGCAUGCUUACGCUUGAAGAAGCGUCCAAGCUUGCUUACGAGUCUGGCGAGGUUGUAUACCAACCACUCACCUGA